Gryllus bimaculatus (two-spotted cricket) is the source of this 716-nucleotide messenger RNA. Lineage: Eukaryota; Metazoa; Arthropoda; Insecta; Orthoptera; Gryllidae. The record is from the annotation of a GenBank genome assembly.
UCUAUACAACCUUGUGUUUGACUGGUCAUGGACAUUGCAGUGCUCGCUGAUAGGCACUCCACUCUCGCUGCUCUGUGGUGUGUUACCGCUGCAAUGCUGAGAUGUGGAAUAUACAAUGAAUAGUAUAGAUGGCGAUCGAGGGACCGAUGCGUACAAAAAAGAUGAUGCCCGAAAAAUGGCGUGAAAUACAGCGUCUUGUGGAGAGGUUCAAAGAACGGUGGUUGGGGAAGGUGCCACCAGGGUUAAAUCUGGGCAUCUUGGGGGCCAAUUCCAUGAUGAUGGAUAACUCUGCCAGGAAAUGCAACAUUAAGCCCAUGUCUGUGAUAUCAGCGUGAAAUGUGGCAAACUCCAUCAUGUGUGAAGUACAGUUCAUCCACAUCAUCUCUGGUAGUGACAAUGGAAUGAAAAAAGUUUGUGGGUGUCCCACAGCCACAGUUUCAUCAAGUCCUCCCUGCUGCUCAGCUUCCAUACAUGCAGCCAGUGCCUGCGCUGCCACCCAAGUGGAAAUCCGCUCGUGAUAGCGAGGGCCGGGUGUACUACUAUCACAUUAAGACACGAGUGUCACAGUGGGAGCCUCCACAAUGGACGCAAGUGGACCAGCAGCCAGAGAGCGAGUCAUCCAGUGACACAAGUGAAGAGGAUGAGGACGAAGAGGAGGAGGAAGAGAGUUCAUCCACUGAAGAGGAGGAAGAAGGAGAACAGGAGGACAAGGUACA